This is a messenger RNA of Paramuricea clavata, 396 nucleotides long. Lineage: Eukaryota; Metazoa; Cnidaria; Anthozoa; Malacalcyonacea; Plexauridae. The record is from the annotation of a GenBank genome assembly.
AUGGCACCAAACGAGAACCUCUCACUUAAAGAGUUGACUCUUAAAACGACAAUCCUGUUGGCGCUUACGUCUUCAGCCAGGGCUCACGAACUCGCAGCAUUGCACUUGGAUUAUGUAUCCCAAAAGGAGAACGGUUGGGAGUUUGUAAUACCUAAACAUGUAAAGAAUUCUCGGCCGAAUCACCCAGCAAGAAAGAUUUAUCUUCCAUCCUUACUAGAAAACCAAAAGAUUUGUGCUAUUGAGAGUCUGAAACAAUACGUUAAUCGAACAGCUCGUAUUCGCAAGGACCAGCAUCUACUCGUGUCGUAUACCUCGCCACACUCGGCUAUUGGAAGUCACACUGUAUCACGCUGGAUACGCACUGUAUUGUCCACUGCAAGUAUUGAUGCUCAUUGA